UGAAUCGUGUGGGUGGAUGGGCGGGUGCACUAGGAAAAAAUUCUGCUGCUCAAAUAAAUCAACGCAUUUCUUUUAAAUCGUUAUCGUCAUUCUGAAGUGAAUUUAUUUUCUGCAAGAAGAGAACUGUCUCUCUCUCUCUCUCUCUCUCACACACACACGCACAUGAUAUUAAUGGCAUCAAAUCUGGAUAGGCCUUUCAGAGUUUCAGUCGGGAUCGUGGAAAUUAAGACUUUGAAAGUUUGAAGGUCUGUAAUCUAGAUAGGUCUUUCCUUCGGGAUAUAGGAAAUCGAGAAUUUGUAAGUGUUAAGAUCUGUGAAUUUGGCUUCACGCAUCGAGCCCGAUUGGAUUGGUUGCUGAAAUUUUCGAAGAGGCGGAAGUUUUGAGUUCAUUUGCAUCAGGUGUUCUUUGACAUCUUCUUUACCACAGUGUUUUUUUUUUUUUUUUGAGAUUCUCGUCAUCGAUCUGGAGCUAUGUGAUAGGGAGAUCUGUCGGUGAUGGUCAUUCGGUUGAGUUUAUCUGAAGCCUUUUUUUUUCGUCUUUGAAUCGGUGGAUAUUCGUAUUGUCAGAGAUAGUCAUUUGUUCAAUCCGACGACCAACCUUUUUUUUGGAUUGCUUUUACUUCAUCUCAACUAGGAAAGGAUCCGAACUGACAAAAUUUGGACAGACAAAUCGGGAUUUAUAUGUCGUGUAUUCCUAAUUUUUCGUCUUUUGCAUACAAGUUCUCUGCGGUUUUGGAUUCACAUUUUCAUUCAAGUUCUCUGCUGUUUUGCUUCAUAUACCUGGACAAUUAUUCAAUAUUCACGACCGGCACUGAAGCUCUGAGUGAUCAAGGAAUUUGAAUAAUACAUUCUCAGAUUGUUACUGCUGCAUUUUGUUAGAUCAAGGAGUUGACUGUCACGGCCCACGGGAUUUUUAAGCUAGAGAAUCUGGAAGCCUUUUGUUUUCAUCUUCCCCUUCCUCACUGUCCUAUAAUUUCCUGAAAUUUCCAAUGGUUGAUUGCCGUAGCUUGAUCGAGUUUUGCAAGGCUUUUGAGCAGCACCGGAACAUGGCAAAUUCCUUAGGCAUGUCGGAUCAGAGCAAUCACAAUCAUUCUCGUAGCAAGAAGCACAACAGUUCCUUAAACCUCUUGUCCCAUCCUCUUUGCGACCACUCGCCAUUUGCUGCUAUUGACAUCAUUUUGUUUCUUCUGGUGCUUGGAGCGCUGGGGUUUCUGAUUAUUCCAUACUUCAAAUUCCUUUUCCGUGGAGCCUCUGAGCUUCUUCCCGCAGUUUAUAUCCUCAUUGGCAAUGUUAUGUAUGAUGCACCUAUUGCUUAUGUGGUUGGAUUGGUUGUAACGUUCGUUACGGUGAUUGCUGCGUGGGAGAUCAUCCAUCACAAAUCUAGGAAGUGUGGGAAUCCUUACUGCAAGGGACUUCGUAAGGCAGUAGAGUUUGAUAUCCAGCUUGAAUCAGAAGAGUGCGUGAAGUACUUGCCUCCCGUACCAAAGGACACAUAUGGUAUCAGGCCUCUGGAAUUAGGGCAGGAUCACAAGGAACUGGAAGCAGAACUGAAAAGGAUGGCACCAUUGAAUGGCCGCACGGUUCUUAUCUUUAGAGCACCUUGUGGAUGCCCUGCCGGUAGGAUGGAGGUUUGGGGGCCCAAGAAACUCCGUAGAAUUAAGAAGUAGAUAAAGAUGUGUCCAUUAUGACUUUUUUUGCGUGUUCUUUUAUAUUAAUAAACUAAGAACUAGAAGUAUCAGUUUAUCAUGACUGCAUGUUCCUCACUUCUAAAAUAAGUGACAUCUAGUAGGGUCUAGUGAUGGUCACAUGUGAUGGGGAAAUCUUGUAUCUCCUUUUUUUUGUACUUGUUUUUCAUGAUAUUCAAUGACCCAAAAUAUCACAAAUUCAGACUUAUUAUGGCUAUUA
Molecule: messenger RNA, 1904 nt
Organism: Nelumbo nucifera (sacred lotus)
Lineage: Eukaryota; Viridiplantae; Streptophyta; Magnoliopsida; Proteales; Nelumbonaceae
Source: RefSeq, a predicted model, not a curated record